CGAGAGCAUAACCCUUGGAUCUUGGAUUUGAACCUCAUACAAGCGUUCAAGGCUGUGGUUUUAAGCCUAGGGCGACACGGGAUAAUGGCAGUACUAGACAACCACGUAAGCAAGCCUGGUUGGUGCUGUAACAACUAUGAUGGCAAUGGCUUCUUCGGGGACCAGUUCUUCAACCCGGAGGAAUGGAUCAAGGGUUUGGCUAGAAUGGCCAGGUUGGUUAAAGGAGUCACUAACGUCGUCGGCAUGAGCCUGAGGAAUGAGCUCAGAGGUCCCAAACAAAAUGCCCCAGAUUGGUACAGGUACAUGCAAAUGGGGGCUGAGGCGGUGCACGGAGCAAACCCAGACAUUCUAGUGAUCUUAUCCGGCCUCAGCUUCUCAACAGACCUAAGCUUCCUCUCAACUCAAAAAGUCCAACUAACAUUCACCGACAAACUCGUCCACGAGCUCCACUGGUACAGUUUUACGGAUGGAAGAGCCUGGGACCGGAACGUCAACGAUGCUUGCGCUUCGAUAACAUCCAGUGUCAUGAACCGAGCCGGAUUCAUACUGAACCAAGGAUUGCCUUUGUUUUUGAGCGAGUGGGGAGUUGAUCAGAGAGGGGAGAACGGGAAGGAUAAUAGAUACUUGGGGUGUAUGAUGGCGGUUGCGGCGGAGUUGGAUGUUGAUUGGAGUCUCUGGGGUUUGCAAGGGAGUUAUUACCUUAGAGAGGGGGUGGUCGAUAUGGAGGAGAUGUACGGGGUUUUGAGUUCGGACUGGGAGAGGCCUCGGAAUCCGAGGUUCUUGCAGAGGAUCGCUUCUCUCCAAUCACCCUUCCAAGGUAUAAAUUUAUAGAUGACUUGCACGCUGUGGCAUGACAUCGUAAAUCUGCAAUUUUUCUUCGCGCGUGCAGGUCCCGGGCUCGGCCUUUUCCCGCAGUACAUAGUACUCUACCAUCCUGCAUCCGGGUUGUGCAUUGGACAGGACGACUGGCUUAACACACCGUUGAGGUUAGGCUCCUGCGACGCUCCGAGGGGCUGGACAUACACGCCCCAAAAAACCAUUCAAUUUAUCGGCGCGGUGGGCUGCCUGAAGGAAUCAGGCCCCGGCCAGAGGGUGACGCUGGUAGACGAAAGCGACGAUCGGCGAUCCAAAUGGGAUCUGAUAUCGGAGUCCAAAAUGCACGUAUCUUCUCAGAGCGGGAGUAAUCUGUGUCUGGAUGUUGGGUCUGAUGGCAGUACCCUCGUGACGAAUCCGUGCAGGUGUCUCAGCGAAGAUGAGGAGUGUGAUCCUCAGAGCCAGUGGUUUAGGCUGGUUCCUCGUACUAGGCCUAUUCCACAAUCUAUUAUACCUUAGCAUGUGACAAACGAGUCGAAGAAAAUUCCAAUAAAACAUAAUUUUUGCCCAGUUAUUUUGAAGGUAGUGCGGCCUCUUAGUUUUGUCUGAUAGUAAUUAAACAUGAAGUCGCAUUACGAAACGCAUCCUAUAUUUAUUGCC
This is a messenger RNA of Asparagus officinalis (garden asparagus), 1473 nucleotides long. RefSeq lists its product as uncharacterized. Gene Ontology annotation, molecular function: hydrolase activity, hydrolyzing O-glycosyl compounds. NCBI's taxonomy places the organism in Eukaryota, Viridiplantae, Streptophyta, Magnoliopsida, Asparagales, Asparagaceae. The record is from RefSeq and is a predicted model, not a curated record. The transcript has 3 exons. The annotation marks the transcript as partial.